AUGGCAGCAGCUAUCGUCUUUAACAACAACUCCACCGCAGUGGUCAACGUCAGCAUCACUAAUUUCAUGGAGCCCGCAGGCUCUGUGCCGGGGAUGGAGUUCCUUGCUGUCGACCCAGGCACUCAAAGGAUCUGGCUGCGAACCUUAGUUCAAACAUGCACCGUGUUCAGAGGCGCACUCCCGGAGAUCAAUGUCAUUGAGCCUGGGGGGAACGACGCUAUUGAUAUCCAUGUGAUCAUCGAUGCAAACGGCUUUGGAUUUGUAAUGCCCCAUUACUCUGCACCCAAUGAGAUGCGCACAUAUUCCAUCCCGCCUGGGCACUCCUGUCCAUGGUAUCGCUGCCUGCUGUUUGGCAUAUGCAAUAUAGCCGUUGCAGUCAGCGACGUCUAA
Molecule: messenger RNA, 390 nt
Organism: Suillus paluster
Lineage: Eukaryota; Fungi; Basidiomycota; Agaricomycetes; Boletales; Suillaceae
Exons: 4
Coding region: 1-390 (129 amino acids)
Source: RefSeq, a predicted model, not a curated record